UAUCAAUUUAUCAUCAGUUCAGAAAUGAAACAGAUCUCAGUUUCCCCAAAUUCCCCUUCUCUGAAUCCCAGCCAGUCUCCGAGCUGAUCCCCUCCCUCCCUCCCUCUGGCCAAUCUCGCUGCCGAGCGCCCCAGCCCCCGAGCUCGGUCGCUCGUCUUCCCCCUCGCGCGGGCGCCGCCGCCGCAGGUUGAUCUUCCUCCCUUUCGAUUCUUUCGCUCCCGGCCGUUUCUCCUCCCAUCACCCCACGAACGGAUUCCGCCCUUGACUUUAGCUCCCCGCUUCAUCUCCUUGAUCUUCUCCAAUUCGUAACUGAGGCAAAAAUCGAGGCAGGGCGGCCCUCCGCCCGUGCGCCGUAUGGAGACGGUCAAGGAAGCAGUCCAUGGAUGCAAGUUUGCUGAUGAGACUACCAGUGAUGUCCGCGUUUGCUUCAAGCGGGCCGAUGAGCAGCCAGAAUGGUUCCCCUGCCACUCCUCUGUCCUUUCCGGCAGCAGCAAGUACUUCGCGGACUUGCUCGGUCAAGGUGAUAUCCCUUCUAGCAUUGAGGUUGAGUGCCCAAGAGCUGAGUAUGGCAGCUAUGUCAAGGUCUUGAAGUUACUGUAUCUCCCUAGCGAAUCCAUCUUAGAAUCAUUCGGCUCCGUUAAGUCGGCUGUCGGCGUUCUUCGAGCAUCGACCACUCUCAGAUGUGAGCACAUUACCAGACUCUGUAUCGAAUACCUUGAAUCUGCUUCCUGGGAUGAAAAAGAGGAGGAAGAGAUUUUGGAAGCUGCUCGGAGCUUGGGCUCGGAGGGUGUACCUUUGUUAGCCCGUUUGCAAGCUCCCAGUACAGACACUGUCAAGAAUGUUUUCGUCUCUGCCAUGCGUUUCGCGACGUCCUUGGAGAGUCCAUUCCCUCCUUUCUUGGGUGACCUCACUACUUCUGCUCAAGAGCAAAUAGACUUCAUGCUCCACGAGGGUGAUGACCCUGCCUUGGUUACGAUGGAUGAAGAUGUGAGGUCUGUGGUGCGGGAAGGUUUGACCAAACUGUUGUCCACCCUUAGGGCUGGACUAGAUCUCUUGGCCUCGGAGUUUGAUGAAUUGCCUGAACAAGCGGAGCAAAGGAUCAUGCGUAGCUUAGUUGAUAUUGACUGGAUGGCCACUGUCCUGACAAAGAUUGAGAUGAUGAACGAGUUUGUUUCUGGCUGGUCAGAAAUCUCAUGCCUUGUUAUCUCAGUGGUUCAGGACAAGAAGUAUAGCUCGGGUCUAUGGGCUGUGAAAGCAAAGCUUAUAGAAGUGACUGGAAAGGCCUUGGAUGCUGUUGGCUAUGGAUCGGUGAUUAUCCCGUCAACAUCCAGAGUUCAUCUUCUGAAGACAUGGAUUCCAUAUAUUCGAACAACAAAACAUUUGCUUGAUGGCAAGACGGAAGACGAAGCGUUUCCUCAGAUGGAUGCAGACUUCUGUCAGAAUAUUGAGAGUGCAAUGGUCUCGAUGGUGUUAGCAUUGCCAUCAAGUGACCAGUCAGAUAUCUUGUCGGAGUGGAUGAUGAAUGCAGAUCAGUUCAGGUAUCCUGACCUCACUGAGGCAUUUGAGAUGUGGUGCUACCGCAGUAAAACAGCAAUUAGACGGCUGAAGGGAGGAGGGCUAAAUAAGGCUCGCAACCCCACUAUCAGCUUGUGAGGCUACCAUUAAUUUAGUCAUUUUGUUGUACAUUGUAAGAGUGGAAUCGGCUGGUUGUUACCAGGUAUAUACCAGCCAAUUUUAUCAUUGUUGUAUGUUGCAAAACAAUUGCCCUGUUUAAUAUACUUCAGUUCUCCUGCAGUAUGUUCAUUACCUUGUCCAAAA
Messenger RNA from Brachypodium distachyon (stiff brome), 1818 nucleotides. RefSeq names its product BTB/POZ domain-containing protein At3g05675. Bases 355 to 1653 code for a protein of 432 amino acids. The record is from RefSeq and is a predicted model, not a curated record. Lineage: Eukaryota; Viridiplantae; Streptophyta; Magnoliopsida; Poales; Poaceae. Gene Ontology annotation, molecular function: protein binding. The transcript has a single exon.